This is a messenger RNA of Pelmatolapia mariae (spotted tilapia), 1158 nucleotides long. RefSeq names its product B-cell linker protein. The annotation marks the transcript as partial. Gene Ontology annotation, biological process: cell surface receptor protein tyrosine kinase signaling pathway; intracellular signal transduction. Lineage: Eukaryota; Metazoa; Chordata; Actinopteri; Cichliformes; Cichlidae. The record is from RefSeq and is a predicted model, not a curated record. The transcript is spliced from 18 exons.
UCUGGUGUUUUUCAGAGUUUCUUUGGAAAACUGAAGAACCUACACACUGGACCUCCAGCUCCUCCUAGGAGGACGGAUAACAAUGCAGCAUAUGGGUGGCCGGAGGAUGAAUUUGAUGAUGACAACGACAUGUAUGAAGCUCCUCCCUGUGAGCGACCAGCUGCCAAAGUGCCACCGAGAGCAGUGGAGGAGAACGUUUAUCUGGAGAGGACUUCCAAACCUGGUGUAACACCGAGGCAGGUUGCACCUCCACCCAGACCAAGCAAAUCCUCGGAUGCCAUCAGCAAACCACCUGAGGUCAUUAGAAGUGAUAAGCCAGGGAGGAAGAAGAUGCCGCUUCAGACAGUCCCUGUAGAGGAAGAUGUGUACCUGGAUCCAACUGAAGAACCGGACGAUGAUGAUGACCUUUAUUUAGAACCAGAAGCAGCUUGCUCUCCUCCCCCGCGUGGGCCCAUGAAGAUGCCUCUGUCUCCCAGGACACCGGCACCUGCUCAAAUACCCUUAAAGAAGCCUUCAAUCCCCAGAGAUAAGUCUAAUUUUGUUUUGCCUCCAUUAGAGGACAGAAAAAGAGGUCCUUCGGCAGAAGAGAGACGUCCCACUUUUGCAAAACCCCCUCCACCAAUUCCUGGUGCUAAGCCGCAUCUGCCAGCGAACCUGAAGGAACCUAAAGCCAGCCCUCCAAAUCCUCCAAUACCAGACACUAAGCCUGUGGCUUCCUAUGGUGGUAUGAGGAUAACCAGACAAAACAGCCUAGAGGAUAGAGAAUGGUUUGCUGGUGACUGCAACAGAAAGACAGCAGAGGAUCUCUUACAGAGAAUCAACAAGGAUGGGGCCUUUCUCAUCCGAUACAGCUCUGCCCAGAGCACGCACCAGCCCUACACCCUUGCCGUGCUUUACCAGCAGAAGGUGUACAAUGUUCCCAUUCGCUUCCUGGUGGAAACUAAAACCUAUGCUCUUGGAAAGGAAGGCAAAAAGAACGAAGAGACUUUCAACAGCCUGGAUGAAAUGAUUUCUUACCACAAGAAUAACCAACUGCUGCUGAUUGACAGCAAGAGCCAGGCCAAGCACACAGCACAUUUAACCCACCCUGUACGCACUUAAAACUACACUGCAACUACCUGUUCAGACGAAUCAUGACGAUAACGGCACAGUCACUUA